This is a messenger RNA of Paramecium octaurelia, 681 nucleotides long. The record is from the annotation of a GenBank genome assembly. NCBI's taxonomy places the organism in Eukaryota, Ciliophora, Oligohymenophorea, Peniculida, Parameciidae.
UUUUGCUUCUUGCUAGCAUGAAAUCUUAGAAUUCGAAAAAACCAAAUUUGAAGAUCACUUUAGACAAGAAGUCAGUUGCAUUAUUGUCUAAGUCAGAUAGACCUCCCAGCUCCAAGUGCUCUCAAAAGACCAUAUCCUCCAAUGAUAAGGUAAUUUCACGAGACUAAUUUAUUUGAUUUAGACUACUGCUUCCUCCAAACAGUAAAGUUUCAAAUUUCAGGAUAGCUUCUCCACUCCAAAUCCCUCCUUCAUCUCAGAGGGAGACAAGAAAUGUAAAUAUGCCGAAUUCACAAUUGUAGCAGUUGAACCUCACCAAUCUCAGCUCAUCCAACUCCUUAUCCAAGAGAAUUUAGAACUUUAAAAACAAAAUUCAGAUAAAGACAAAAUAAUCACCAAACUUCUCACUACAAACAAACCCAAUGGUUUACAGAGAGCCAACACCUCCAACACCGAAAGAGAUAUGAAUAAAUAUUCCUCCACAGAGCAGUAAUAUUUUCAACUAGAACAUCUAGAAAAAAAGCUGAAUCCAAGAAAACCAACUCCCCUCUAGGCUUCACCUUUUGUAACACCGAAUAAGUGACUGAUGCCAGAACCAUCCAAAGCUAGCCAAUGACAAAAUCAAAUAAGAGACUCCCUAAAGAGUUUUAAAUUGUACCCAAUCAAAGAAGGUUUUUCAUCUGA